GUGAGCUGAGGCGCUGGCGGCCUGGGAAGGAGGAUUAUGAAGCUUCCGAACAUCCUGCUCACCGGUACACCCGGGGUUGGAAAAACUACACUAGGCAAAGAACAUGCUUCAAGAUCAGGACUGUAGUACGUUAAUGUGGGUGAUUUAGCUCAAGAAGUCUGAUCACCGGAUAUCAUGGAGUCUGGCAAGAUGGCGUCUCCAAAGAGCAUGCCGAAAGAUGCACAGAUGAUGGCCCAAAUACUGAAGGAUAUGGGGAUUACAGAAUAUGAACCAAGAGUUAUAAAUCAGAUGUUGGAGUUUGCCUUCCGAUAUGUGAUCACAAUUCUAGGUGAUGCUAAAAUCUAUUCAGCCAAGAAAGCUACUGUUGAUGGAGACGAUGUGCGAUUGGCAAUCCAGUGCCGGGCCGACCAGGCUUUCACUUCUCCUCCCCUGAGGGAUUUUUUAUUAGAUAUUGCAAGACAAAGAAAUAAAACCCCUUUGCCAUUGAUCAAGCCAUACUCAGGUCCUAGAUUGCCACCUGAUAGAUAUUGUUUAACUGCCCCAAACUAUAGGCUUAAGUCUUUGCAAAAAAAGGCACCUACUCCUGCAGGAAGAAUCACAGUUCCGCGAUUAAGUGUUGGCUCAGUUUCUAGCAGACCAAGUACUCCCACACUAGGCACACCAACUCCACAAACCAUGUCUGUCUCAACUAAAGUGGGCACCCCAAUGUCCCUCACAGGACAAAGGUUCACAGUGCAGAUGCCUGCUUCCCAGUCCCCUGCUGUGAAAGCUUCCAUUCCUGCAACAUCAACAGUUCAGAAUGUUCUGAUUAAUCCAUCGCUAACUGGGUCCAAAAACAUUCUGAUUACCACUAAUAUGGUAUCUCAGAAUACAGCCAGUGAGUCAGCAAAUGCACUGAAAAGAAAACGGGAUGAUGAUGAUGACGAUGAUAAUUUGUAAUCUAGUCUUGAUGCA
This is a messenger RNA of Myodes glareolus (Bank vole), 954 nucleotides long. RefSeq names its product transcription initiation factor TFIID subunit 9-like. Gene Ontology annotation, cellular component: transcription factor TFIID complex; transcription factor TFTC complex; SAGA complex. NCBI's taxonomy places the organism in Eukaryota, Metazoa, Chordata, Mammalia, Rodentia, Cricetidae. The record is from RefSeq and is a predicted model, not a curated record. Gene Ontology annotation, molecular function: RNA polymerase II general transcription initiation factor activity; protein heterodimerization activity; transcription coactivator activity. Gene Ontology annotation, biological process: DNA-templated transcription initiation; RNA polymerase II preinitiation complex assembly.